AAUAAAAGAAAUUAAUUAAAAUUUCUAAAUCAAAGUUUUACAUUUACCGACAAGCAAAUAAAACAAUGACUAAGCUAAAUCAAAAAGUGAGUCCGCUCAAAUAAAAAGUUUUGCGUUGACAAGCGUUUUGGGUGAAGCCGCACUAAAGAGGGGUUCCAAACCCAACAAAGGAAAAAAAAAAAAAGGAAGAGACAGCAGCAUACUCCAUCGAACAGAAUGGAAGAACCACACUCCAGCGGCAGCAGUGAUGACGAAGACGGUGAUGAUGAAUGGAAAGCCGCCAUUAGCGCCGCCGCCUCCACCCUUUUGGGCUGUACGCAGCCCAAACAAACACCCACUCCUGCGCCUGAUAACGAUGAUGAAGACGCCAAAACUCUGCAACCCCAGCCCAUCAAGCACUAUCAAAUCAAGGCACAAAAGACCUUGGAUGACAUAAUGAGAAAAUCUUUAGAUGUGGUGAAAACUUCAGAUCCCAUCGACAUCAAUGAUGAUCAUCCUGUCGCAAAUAAUGGUGGGGUUCGUUUAUUCAAGCAAGCCCCUGUUGGCAUAGUGUUUGAUCAUAGAGUUGAGCUAAAGGGACCAAAAAAGAAACCAAGAAUUCUUCCGGGUGAAGCAAUCAAUGAGAAAUCAAAGAAGUUUAAAAGAGAAUUGCAGUCUGCUGUGGUUGAGGGAAUGGAUAUCUUAGCUACUGCAAAAGAUGCAAGCUUAAAAUCUCUAUCUAAAUUGAAAGCCAAAGAAGCAGCUGCAAAAGAAGCUGCUAAGGGAGAGGAAGAAAGAGUAGCACAGCUGAAGAAAAUCAGGGGAGAGAAAUGGCUACCAUCAAUUGCUAGAGAAAUGCAGCAGAAAUCUAGAGUUCGUUAGUUCAGACUUGAAUCUGAGAUGCCCUACUGAUCGUAGCUCCAUCCGCCAAAAGAAUACUUGGUUCCUUGGUGCACCUCCUGUCUGAUUUGGGACAUUAGUUGUAGUAAACUUUUUGUAGGCUAGUAAAAUUGUAUUUGAAAUGAAUUUUUUUUGAACUUGAGUUGCCUUACAUAUUUAGUAUAACCAGGUGUUAUCCCGAUCCCUUGACUUGUUUGCGUUUCAAUCAGUCAUAUUUAAGAGAGUAUUUUUUAUUUUCGUGUGUUCAACAAUGUGCUUGGAACAUGUCAAUUCUAAUUACCUUUAAGGAAGCAAUAUUAUUGCAAA
This is a messenger RNA of Chenopodium quinoa (quinoa), 1185 nucleotides long. RefSeq lists its product as uncharacterized. Bases 217 to 861 code for a protein of 214 amino acids. NCBI's taxonomy places the organism in Eukaryota, Viridiplantae, Streptophyta, Magnoliopsida, Caryophyllales, Amaranthaceae. The transcript has 4 exons. The record is from RefSeq and is a predicted model, not a curated record.